Molecule: messenger RNA, 675 nt
Organism: Neoarthrinium moseri
Lineage: Eukaryota; Fungi; Ascomycota; Sordariomycetes; Amphisphaeriales; Apiosporaceae
Exons: 3
Coding region: 1-675 (224 amino acids)
Biological process (GO): protein targeting to ER
Cellular component (GO): signal peptidase complex; membrane
Source: RefSeq, a predicted model, not a curated record
AUGGCCUCUCAAGAGAAGAUCACCGUGCACAACCUGGCGGACCUGAAGAACACGUCCGACGAUGCGAUCCCCAACUACCUAAACUCGCUCAAGUUCAAGCAGAUCCACACCCUUACCGACACCCGCCUCGCUCUGGGAUACAGCGCCUUCCUCAUCUCCGCUGCUUGCUUUGGCUGGGACUACAAAUUCGGCUUCGAGAACACCAAGUGGCUGACGGCCAUUGCCGUGACCAUCUACACCGUCCUCAACACGGCCCUCACCUACUGGAUCUCGUUCGUCGAGAAGGGCGUAGUGUACCAGGGCGUCGCGCCCAGCGGGGACAAGAUCUCCAUUGCCACGUCCACCAAGAAGAACGUGCCCACGUACGAAGUCAAGAUUACCAUCACGCCCAAGAGCGGCAAGCCCGAGACGAUCGAGAUCAAGCGCUCCUUCACCGAGUGGUUCGACUCCGCCGGCCACUUCAUCGCCGCCCCCUUCCAGUCCGUCUUCGCCGCCUCCGUGCCCCUGAUCGCAAAGGCAGACCCCAAGCGUGCCGAGACGGCAAAGCAGGCGCCCGCCGCCUCGCAGUCGGAGUUCCUAGACGUCGACCCGGCCAUGCUCGAUGCCAUAGCCGCAGGCACCGCCACUGGUGCAGAUGCGAGCGCGGGGAAGAAGUCCAAGAGGAGAAAGGCCUAA